AGCAAAUACAUUCUCACAACCAGAUAUCCACCCACAAUGCUCUCUCUCAACUUUGUCAAACGACCCUUUUUCCUCACCAACUCUAGACUCUCUGCCACUCUCACCAGGUCGCUCUUUAUCCAAACUGCCACCACGCCCAACGAGCAGGCCUUGAAGUUUCUUCCCUCUACCAGAAUUCUUCCUGACGAGCAGACAAAAGAGUAUCUCAGUGGCAGAGAUGCCUACUCUUCUCCCCUAGCUAAAAAGCUAUUCUCCAUCGACGACAUAUCUUCUGUUAUGUUUGGCUCCAACUUCAUAACCAUCGCCAAGAAGACUUCCACAGACUGGUCCAUUUUGAAACCAGAAAUUUUUUCUAUCCUUACUGAGUAUCUUACUAAUGGAAAACCCAUCAUAGACAAAAACGCUCUCGAGGACCCAGAUACUAUCAUAAACGAAAAUGACGACGAAAUCACCUCUAUCAUAAAAGAACUUAUUUUCACAAGAAUCAGACCAGCCAUUCAGGAUGAUGGUGGCGACAUUGAAUUCAUCUCCUUUGAUUCUGAUAUUGGCAAAGUCAGAUUAAAACUAAAAGGUGCCUGCAGAACUUGUGAUUCCUCUUCUGUCACUUUAAAAAAUGGUGUUGAGUCAAUGUUAAAAUAUUAUAUUGAAGAAGUCAAAAUAGUUGAACAAAUCAAUGAAGAUGAUGAUUUAAUCGAUCCUUUGCCUGAUUCCAAAAAGUCUUCAACCAUAAUCAAAUCGAAAGAAGUUAAGUCAAAAGAAUUGGAUGAUGACAUUCCACCCUCCCUAUAGGUUUUCCAUAAUCUAUCAUACAGCACUCACCAUUCACCAUUCACCACUCACCACUUACUAUUAUCUUUAUUUAUUUAUUAAUUAAUUAAUUAAUCCUACUCACAUCUAUCCUAUAUUUUACAAUUUUACAAUUUGCAGUCUACAUUAUACAUUAUACUUCUUUCAUGAAUCUUAGGAUAUCUUUACUAUUUUUUAUCAUUUUAAUUUCAAUUUUAAUUUCAAUUUCAAUUUCAAUUUCCCUUUUUACUUUAACUAAAACUUUAACUUUUCUCAUCAUUAUU
Messenger RNA from Ascoidea rubescens DSM 1968, 1070 nucleotides. Its product is annotated as NifU family protein. Gene Ontology annotation, molecular function: iron-sulfur cluster binding; iron ion binding. Gene Ontology annotation, biological process: iron-sulfur cluster assembly. Bases 37 to 789 code for a protein of 250 amino acids. Gene Ontology annotation, cellular component: mitochondrion. The record is from RefSeq and is a predicted model, not a curated record. The transcript has a single exon. NCBI's taxonomy places the organism in Eukaryota, Fungi, Ascomycota, Saccharomycetes, Ascoideales, Ascoideaceae.